Molecule: messenger RNA, 1587 nt
Organism: Pteronotus mesoamericanus
Lineage: Eukaryota; Metazoa; Chordata; Mammalia; Chiroptera; Mormoopidae
Product: lysine-specific demethylase 4D-like
Exons: 1
Coding region: 1-1587 (528 amino acids)
Biological process (GO): regulation of gene expression; chromatin remodeling
Cellular component (GO): chromatin; nucleus
Molecular function (GO): histone H3K9 demethylase activity
Source: RefSeq, a predicted model, not a curated record
AUGGAAGCUAUGAAGUCUAAGGCUAUCUGUGCCCAGAACCCGAAUUGUAACAUAAUGAUAUUUUAUCCUACCAAAGAAGAGUUUAAUGAUUUCGAUAAAUACAUUGCUUCCAUAGAAUCCCAAGGUGCCCACCGAGCUGGCCUGGCUAAGAUAAUUCCGCCCAAGGAAUGGAAAGCCAGACAGACCUAUGAUGAUAUCAAUGACAUCUUAAUAGCCGCUCCUCUCCAGCAGGUGGCCUCUGGGCGAGCAGGUGUGUUUAUUCAGUACCACAAAAAGAAGAAAGCCAUGACAGUGGGGGAGUAUCGCCACUUGGCAAACAGUGGGAAACACCGGACUCCACCACACUUGGAUUUUGAGGAUUUGGAGCGGAAGUAUUGGAAAACCCGCCUCUACGAUUCGCCCAUAUAUGGCGCUGACAUCAGCGGCUCCUUGUUUGAUGCAAACACGAAACACUGGAACCUUGGCCACCUGGGGACCAUUCAGGACUUGCUGGAGCAGGAGUGCGGAGUUGUCAUCGAAGGCGUCAACACACCCUACCUGUACUUUGGCAUGUGGAAGACCACCUUCGCUUGGCACACGGAGGACAUGGACCUUUACAGCAUCAACUACCUGCACUUCGGGGAGCCCAAAACUUGGUACGCGGUGCCCCCAGAGCACGGCCAGCGCCUGGAACGCCUGGCCAGGGAGCUUUUCCCGGGCAGUUCGCGGGGCUGUGAGGCCUUCCUGAGGCACAAGGUGGCUCUCAUCUCGCCCAGCGUCCUCAAGGAGAACGGGAUUCCCUUCAGUCGCAUCACCCAGGAGGCUGGAGAGUUCAUGGUGACGUUUCCCUACGGCUACCACGCUGGCUUCAAUCACGGCUUCAACUGCGCGGAGGCCAUCAAUUUCGCCACCCCGCGAUGGAUCGACUAUGGCAAAGUGGCCUCUCAGUGCAGCUGCGGGGAGGCCAGGGUGAGCUUCUCCAUGGACGCCUUCGUGCGCAUCCUGCAGCCCGAGCGCUAUGAGCUGUGGAAACGCGGGCAGGACCGGACUGUGGUGGACCACGUGGAGCCCACGGCUCCGGGCGGCCGGGACCUGAGCGCCUGGAGGAAGAGCUGGGCGGCCGGGAGGGCCGCGCUGGGCCUGAGGCACCUGCAGCCGCGCCGCGCCGCGCGCAACCCUCGCGCGGUGGGCCCGGGCGGUGCGCCCCGCCGCCGCGCCCCUGCGCGCCAGGCGUCCCUGCGCCCCUCGCUAGCCCGCGGUUCUGCCUCUGCCGCCCAGUGCGGAGCUGGCGCGGCCCGCUGCUCCUCGAAGCCCGACCCACCCUCGCCGCCAGUCCCGGGUCCACCUGCCCGGGAUCUCCAGCCCACUGGCAGACGUGGUCGUGGUCGCGGUCGCGGUCGUCGUCCUCGGGAACAGGGGACUCAAGAGCCGAUUGUUCAGGCCCGGGUCAAGAGGUGCCGCUCAGUGGGCACAGCGCGCACUGCUCAGGACCCCGAGGCCCAGCCUGUGCCCCGGGAUAAACCGUCCAUGGACAAUCCUGCACCUCUGAGCCCGGAGACUCGCUAUCCUGCCGUGGCUUCCGGGUGCUGCUUUUCUCCAGUCUCUUAA